AUGUCGACGAUUAUGGGGUCUUACACCACUGCAGUGAGACCAUCGCCAGUCCUGCAGACUUCCUCUCUCUUGCUAGCCCGUGGUUCCUGGAGGCCCGCGGUGGCAUUGCGGCCUUCUGCUACCGUGAAGUGCCGACGGCGGGCACUCACCGUGACGUGUGCACUCCCGGAGAAAGAACGGCCACCGGCAUUCAGCAUCCCGCCCACUGCUCUGCUGUGCCCCGUGCCCCUGCCAGACGGGAAGGAGCGGUGGGACAUCAAGGAGGAGGAUGACCGCGUCACGCUGUGGCUCCAGGUGCCAGGGCUGUCGGCGAGCGACAUCGAGGUAACCACCAGCGAGGACGUCCUCGAGAUCAAACGCAGGGUCACCGCACAACAGCCGGCGCUUCCUGGGGACGCGCACGGCGUGGGCGCGUUCCACAUCCGGCUGCUCUUGACCAAGGAGUACGACGGCAGCAACGUGACGGCCGACCUCAACGCCGGCAUGCUGGAGGUCACCGUCCCCAAGAACCCGCAACGACCCGGCGAACGCGUCGUGCUGGGGGCGCCCAGGCCCAGGCCCACGCCCACGCCACGCCCACGCCCCGUGGAAACGAGAACAGUACCAGGAAAGGUCCUCCUCAACCACAGCAAGAAAGGAAACCGGAACAAACCCUGGGGAGACAAAAUACAAAUGGAUCGUCGUUCUAGCUGGCCGAGGGCUUUGCAGUCACUCCCGCUCGGACCCUGCUUUUCUUCUGUGUUGAAAUAA
Messenger RNA from Miscanthus lutarioriparius, 750 nucleotides. Lineage: Eukaryota; Viridiplantae; Streptophyta; Magnoliopsida; Poales; Poaceae. The record is from the annotation of a GenBank genome assembly.